Messenger RNA from Mya arenaria, 3012 nucleotides. Its product is annotated as amiloride-sensitive sodium channel subunit alpha-like. The coding region runs from base 236 to 1801 and encodes 521 amino acids. The record is from RefSeq and is a predicted model, not a curated record. NCBI's taxonomy places the organism in Eukaryota, Metazoa, Mollusca, Bivalvia, Myida, Myidae. Gene Ontology annotation, molecular function: ligand-gated sodium channel activity. Gene Ontology annotation, cellular component: membrane. Gene Ontology annotation, biological process: sodium ion transmembrane transport. The transcript is spliced from 4 exons.
AUUUUCUCCGAUAUUGUUCAGCAGCCUUCCGCUGAUGAUCAUUUCUUGGUGGCUUUGCAGCUCGGUUUAAAACUCUGGAUUUUGCGGUCAAUUACAUCAUCGAAUUUGGCAUUAUUGUUAGUUCCUCAAAUUAAGUAUACCAAGAUGACAUAAACAAUCGGGCAUAACACAAGGAUGACGAGGCCUAACCCUUCAACUCAAUUCAACUAAUAAAGGGUUUCCACAAGCUGAUAUCAUGUCCGAAAAAGACGGCAAGGAGAAACGGGAGGACAACGAGGAGGGGGAGAAGCGAAGUUUGCGUCAAGUGUUGGCGGAGUUGGUAGAAUCCAGCUCUCUACAUGGCUUGCCCAGGAUCGUGUCCUCGCGGCAUAUUGCCAUCAAGAUAUUGUGGCUCUUGCUCCUAGUCGGAGCCGCAGCUGUGUUAACUAUACAAAUGGUUGGUCUAUUUCGGGAAUAUUUCUCCAACCCAACACAAACGUCAGUGAGUAUGCAUUAUGCUCAGCUCGCGUUUCCAGCACUGACGUUCUGCAACAUGAACCAGAUUAGGCAUAAUUCGAAAUGGUACGACUACCCGGAACUGUAUGAUAUAUACCAGGCAAGCUGGUCACAAAACAUUGUGGAUAACGAAAAUUUCACAGUCGACGAUCUCAUUAGCUGGGGCAUCUCCGAGGCUAAUGCACACGCGCUGUUUACAGAUUUUCACAACUCACGGGAUGCUUAUGAGGCAUGGAGAUCCCGUAUACUAUUUCAGCUUAGAAACAUAACAAAAGAGGAGCGACAAGCGAUUGGCCAUCAGGCCGACGUAUUCAUACAUUCAACUAAGAUUGCAGGAUACUCUCUCGGAUUAACGGAAUUUAACCUUAUACAAUCACCUUUGUAUGGAAAUUGUUUCACAUUGGAAAGUUCCAGUCUGAUUUCUCGAGGAAGUGGACAGGGCCAUGCGUUGUCGAUUGUAUUCAACAUCGAACGAUAUGAAUAUUUCAAACAGUCCUCAUCCGCUUUUGGCGUCCGCAUGGUUCUGCACGAAAAAGGAACUAUUCCGUUGCCAGAGAGUGAGGGUGUGACGUUAAACACGGCAUUUGAAACAAACGUGGGCAUAAGACUUGUGAGUAUUGAACGUCUCGGUGGGCGUUAUGGGGAUUGUACAAAUGGAGAAAGCUUCGUUGCUACUUACAACACCAGCUACGCUGUUCCAGUAUGUUACGUCGUUUGCGAAGCAGAGCACACGGCAAACGAGUGUGGAUGUAUACCGUUAUAUACUCCUGAAAGUCUGCCGUUUGAUAGGCCAAUAUGUGAUGUUGACAACGUUUCUGCACGAGAGUGUCUAACGAAAGUGAAAAAUGGGAUUUACGACGGGGACCUUACGUGCGACUGUAAAACUCCGUGUAAGCAAAGCGUGUAUACGAUGACACUUUCGGGACGUUCUUGGCCUCAUGACGAAUACCUGAAGACCAUUAUUUUGAAAGAUAUUUGUAAACGAAACAAUUCAGCUUAUGAUGGAUAUUACAAGUACGGGGAUAAAUUUUGCGAUAAACUAGCAAGCGGUACACUCACCGCAGCCGAACUUGAGGAAAUUGCGGGAAACUUUAUUUCAAUCAAUGUGUACUUUGAAGACCUCAACUAUGAACAUAUUUUUGAGGAAGCGCUGUACAACCCAGUUCGUUUUCUUUCCGAUAUCGGCGGAGCCAUGGGCCUUUAUACGGGAGCGUCUCUUCUUACAUACGUUGAGAUACUUCAAGUCAUCCCAGAAAUUAUUAUCUAUCUUUUCACCAGAAAUAGAACAUCAGUGAAUCCAAUGUAAAAUGUUAUGUUUGCCAUCGUGAACAAAAAAAAAAUGCGUAGAAUAUAGAAGUUGUUUUAUUAAAAUGUAUCCGCUAUUAUUACACAUGCAGUAGCUUCAUGUUAAAUAUUGAAAUUUUUAAUUUCAGCAAAAUGAAGUCUAUAUCAAUUUAUUUUGUCCGAUAUGAUUCCAUAGCUCAUUUUUAGCUAAAGUAUAAUUCCCGUUACUAAUGAAAACGGUUUUCGGUACUAGCUUUUAAGCCAAUUUGAAAUGUCAUUCUUCUUAUUUUUUAUUUAGUUAAUGUUUUGAAUGGACUUUGUUUAAGUUAAGGCGUUUUUUAACGAUGGAAAAGUCGGUGAAAACAACGAAUGAAUUGUUUGAUGGACACGUUAAGAAUCAUUGUUUAGUCACGUUGUGUUGAAUAUGUGAAAAACUACAGUUUGAUGAAAGGGGAUUCCUGAAAAUUCCCGAAAUAGAUGCACUGUUAUGAAUAACUUUUAUGACUGUUGAAAAAAGUACCCAGCGAACAUGCCAGCCCUUGAACUGAUCUUAACAACCUUUUGGAUGUGCAUUAGUCGUCAGGUUAUUUAUUUUUCCGGCAUUUUUAAUAAACUCUUUAAGUGUUUAAUCGAAGUGAACAAACUCUAUAUUGUUGUUUUUUUAAAAAAGAAGAAAAAAGCGCUGUUCGAUCUCCUUACAUGCUCGGCUUUUACGCUAAAUGUUAUAUCCGGAGCUUGCCGAAAAUGGCCGAAUAUUAUCCCGACAAUUUCCGUAUUGGUUCUAUUUAAAAAAAAACAUUUUCUGUAACGUUUCUGCUACAGUUUGUACUUAUUGGUAAGCCUGUUUAUUAAGUACAUUUUAUUGUGUAUGUGCUUUUUGACAUGUUCACUGUUCUCAGCAUAGCAAAUAAAUGUUUCCUGUCUUUUUCCUAAGGUUUUCUUCGACAUUUGUUGUUUCGUAAUUCCUUCUGUGUCAAUAUUUUUGACCUGUAGAAGUUCAUAGAUUUCUUUUAUACAUUCUCGCAGGUACUUGCUUUCUCGCCUUAAAGCAUCUGUCAGCAAUCAAUUAUUAAAAAGGUUAAUUAUAUGUCAUCCCUGUUUGUUGUCUUGCUAUGUUGUGUGUAUCUCGUUAAGUGUCUGUUGUGCAUUCAUGUUGCUUUGGGCUGCUGUGUGUGUCCCUUCUGUUUUUACUGUAUUAUUUCAACAAUACUAUCCUAAAUGUUACCAACAUAU